GAGCUGAGCUGCAAAAAGAGUUUUUCCAACGACACGUUGGGCACCUUCUUCUCUCUUUCGUUCCCAGUGAUUGAUCGGAGAUUCAAAGCCUUGACGACUUGUUCUUCCACAUAAAAAGUUUUGGAAGAGAGGAAGUGCUUCAGCAUUUUGUGGAUCAGAAUAAGUUGUGAUAUGCAAGGAACUGGUCGAUGAUGUCGGAUCUAGUUGACUACUUUUCAUUUGACUUCCUCUCUUGAGAAUAGUUGGCUAACAUGUAUUCUGCUAGUAGCUCUAUUAAUGGGCAAAAAGAUGUAAGAGUUCAGGGGCAAAGCUCUGAUUUGGCAAACAGGAAAAAUUUUGGGAUGAGUUCUUUACCGAAGAAUUUGAAGGGAAAUGACACCAUCAAUGACUCUCAGGAUUGUGAAGCUAUGGAACUAUAUUCACGUGCUAAAGCACAAGAAGAAGAAAUUCUAUAUCUUCGGGAACAGAUUGCUCUUGCCAGUGUUCGGGAAUCACAGCUCUUGAAUGAGAAAUAUGGACUUGAGAAGAAAUUUUCUGAACUACGCAUGGCACUAGAUGAGAAGCAGAACGAAGCUAUAAUAUCCGCCUCAAACGAACUGACCCGCAGGAAAGGUGAUCUUGAAGAAAACUUAAGAUUGGUGAAUGAGUUAAAGGAUACAGAGGAUGACAAAUAUAUUUUUAUGUCAUCCAUGCUUGGAUUAUUGGCCGAAUAUGGCGUCUUUCCUCGUGUGGCUAGCGCCUCUAGUCUGACCAACAAUGUGAAGCACUUACAUGAUCAAUUGGAGAUGAAGAUCAGAACUUCACAUGCGAAAAUUGCACAAUUAAAUUCCAUGGCGACAAAUCAUGCUAGAGGUGGAUCUUUUGAUAUGGAGUUACCUCAUUCUAGUUCCAUAAACAAUCAACUUCCAAGUGGUUCUAUGGGUAUGAAUGAAUAUCCAGCCUUUAAACAGUACAUUGAUGGACAACAUAAUGAAGCAGUUGCUACUGGAUCAGGAGAUGUGCAAGCCAGUAAACAUUUGCCAACUGAAAGUUUGCGGUUCAAUCGUGAGAGGCAUCAACAAGCAAAUAUUGGGAGUCAUUUGGAAAUCUCAUCUAAUACUGAUAGGGAUGUUCCAGGUCCCGCUAAAGAUAACUUGUUUGCCAGAAAUGGGGUGAAUGAGAGAUUUGAAGAGAGCAACAAUGAAAACCGUCAUAAUCCUCCUACAGUGGGAAAUGAGAUUGGUGGUUCUUUUAGUUCGGAAGGGGAAAGUCCUGGAAUAGAAGUAUUUCAAAUAGUCGGAGAAGCUAAACCAGGAUGUAAACUUUUGGGUUGUGGGUUUCCUGUACGUGGAACUUCUCUUUGCAUGUUCCAGUGGGUGCGUCAUUAUCCUGAUGGUACAAGGCAGUAUAUUGAGGGUGCCACAAAUCCUGAAUAUGUAGUUACUGCUGAUGAUAUUGAUAAGCUUAUAGCUGUCGAAUGCAUACCGAUGGAUGAUCAGGGACAUCAGGGGGAGCUUGUCAGGCUUUUUGCCAAUGAUCAAAACAAAAUAACAUGUGACCCAGACAUGCAAUUAGAGAUCGAUACCCAUAUUACUGAAGGCCAGGCCACGUUUAAUGUUCUCAUGCUUGUGGACUCUUCUGAGAACUGGGAACCAGCUACUAUAUUUUUGCGGCGAUCAAGCUUCCAAGUAAAGGUUCAUAGAACACAAGAUGUUGUAAUAGUGGAAAAAAUUUCCAAAGAAUUGUCGAUCAAAAUUCCAAGUGGGCUAUCAACGCAGUUUGUUAUCACAUGUUCUGAUGGGUCUUCACAUCCCUUCAGUACAAACAACGAUAUAAGAAUGCGUGAUACUCUUGUGCUGACGAUGAGAAUCUUCCAGAGCAAGGCAUUGGAUGAGAAGAGAAAAGGGAAAAUAUAAACCUUUACUUUCUGUAUAGGUGCAUUAUUUAUGGCCAUUGUCAUUCUUUAUAUGAACCAAUAAAAAAGUUAACAAUAAGCAGCAGGCUUUUGAUCAAGAGUUUUGAGCUACUAGGAGAAAGAUACUCUUUUUCUUCUUUCUAAAUCUUGUAGUUGUAAACUUGUAACUUUAUACGGUGCUUAUGCACCAUGUGUUGUAUCAUUGUAUUAGAUCGUCUUUUUUGCCCCUUUGGCUUGAAUUGUCUAUUUUUCUCCCUGUACUUGUGAGAAAUCAGAACCAGUGGCUGAUUGAUUUUAUUAAUUAAAUCAAUCAUAUCAAAGUCAAUAGUUGUGCCAA
Molecule: messenger RNA, 2231 nt
Organism: Solanum dulcamara
Lineage: Eukaryota; Viridiplantae; Streptophyta; Magnoliopsida; Solanales; Solanaceae
Exons: 20
Coding region: 252-1895 (547 amino acids)
Cellular component (GO): plasma membrane
Source: RefSeq, a predicted model, not a curated record